Molecule: messenger RNA, 294 nt
Organism: Parnassius mnemosyne (clouded apollo)
Lineage: Eukaryota; Metazoa; Arthropoda; Insecta; Lepidoptera; Papilionidae
Source: the annotation of a GenBank genome assembly
AUGGUGUUUCGAUUUGAAGUCAUUAACUAUUAUUGUCCUCGAUUUUUCAAAAUUGUUGACUUUUUUAUCGACAGUUGCUACAAACGACUUACAGAUCAUCAUUCGUCAUCAUUACAGCCCUUUGUACAUUUUAGACGUGGCAGUCUGUUGUAUUUACUUCAGUGGUACAUUCAGUGCUCUAACUCAGAGACAAUUGGCGAUUUUGAAACAAUGAAUAAUUCGACCCUAUUGAGGCAUAGGACUGGACUCAUUAGUAUGGGAGUAUUACUUGCAUUGUCUUUGCUGUAUACAUGA